Saimiri boliviensis boliviensis (Bolivian squirrel monkey) is the source of this 2817-nucleotide messenger RNA. It is a transcript of the gene ARSK, whose product is annotated as arylsulfatase family member K. The record is from RefSeq and is a predicted model, not a curated record. Gene Ontology annotation, molecular function: glucuronate-2-sulfatase activity; arylsulfatase activity. NCBI's taxonomy places the organism in Eukaryota, Metazoa, Chordata, Mammalia, Primates, Cebidae.
AUGCUACUGCUCUGGGUGUCGGUGGUCGCAGCCUUCGCGCUGGGGGCACCGGCCCCCGGAGCAGGGGAGCAGGGCCGUGGAGCAGCCAAAGCCCCCAACGUGGUACUGGUCGUGAGCGACUCGUUUGAUGGAAGGUUAACAUUUCAUCCAGGAAGUCAGGUAGUGAAGCUUCCUUUUAUCAACUUUAUGAAGGCACGUGGGACUUCCUUUCUGAAUGCCUACACAAACUCUCCAAUCUGUUGCCCAUCACGUGCAGCAAUGUGGAGUGGUCUCUUCACACACUUAACAGAAUCUUGGAAUAAUUUUAAGGGUCUAGAUCCCAAUUAUACAACAUGGAUGGAUGUCAUGGAGAGGCAUGGCUACCGAACACAGAAAUUUGGGAAACUAGACUAUACUUCAGGACAUCACUCCAUCAGUAAUCGUGUAGAAGCAUGGACAAGAGAUGUUGCUUUCUUACUCAGACAAGAAGGCAGGCCCAUGGUUAAUCUUAUCUCUAAUAGCACUAAAGUGAGAGUGAUGGAAAAGGAUUGGGAGAAUACAGACAAAGCAAUUAAUUGGUUAAGAAAAGAAGCAAUUAAUUAUACUGAACCAUUUGUUCUUUAUUUGGGAUUAAAUUUACCACACCCUUACCCUUCACCAUCUUCUGGAGAAAAUUUUGGAGCUUCAACAUUUCACACAUCUCUUUAUUGGCUUGAAAAAGUGUCUCAUGAUGACAUCAAAAUCCCAAAGUGGUCGCCUUUGUCAGAAAUGCACCCUGUAGAUUAUUACUCAUCUUAUACAAAAAACUGCACUGGAAAAUUUACAGAAAAAGAAAUAAAAAAUAUUAGAGCAUUUUACUAUGCUAUGUGUGCUGAGACAGAUGCCAUGCUUGGUGAAAUUAUUUUGGCCCUUCAUCAGUUAGGUCUUCUUCAGAAAACUAUUGUCAUCUACUCCUCAGACCACGGAGAGCUGGCCAUGGAACAUCGGCAGUUUUAUAAAAUGAGCAUGUACGAAGCUAGUGUGCAUGUUCCGCUUUUGAUGAUGGGACCGGGAAUUAAAGCCAACCUGCGAGUAUCAAAUGUGGUUUCUCUUGUGGAUAUUUACCCUACCAUGCUCGAUAUUGCUGGAAUUCCUCUGCCUCAGAACCUGAGUGGAUACUCAUUGUUGCCUUUAUCAUCAGAAACAUUUAAGAAUGAACAUGAAGUCAAAAACCUACAUCCACCCUGGAUUCUGAGUGAAUUCCAUGGGUGUAAUGUGAAUGCUUCCACUUACAUGCUUCGAACUAACCACUGGAAGUAUAUAGCCUACUCUGAUGGCACUUCAGUAUUGCCUCAACUCUUUGAUCUUUCCUCAGAUCCAGAUGAAUUAACAAAUGUUGCUGUAAAAUUUCCAGAAAUUAUUUAUUCUUUGGAUCAGAAGCUUCGUUCCAUUAUAAACUAUCCUAAAGUUUCUGCUUCUGUCCACCAGUAUAAUAAAGAGCAGUUUAUCAAGUGGAAACAAAGCAUAGGACAGAAUUAUUCAAAUGUUAUAGCAAACCUUAGGUGGCAUCAGGACUGGCAGAAAGAACCAAGAAAGCAUGAAAGUGCAAUCGACCAGUGGCUUAAAACUGACAUGAAUCUAAGAGAAGUUUGAACAAAAAGUUAAAAAAUAAUGUUCUGGAGCUACAUAUAAAUAUCAUAAUUAUGUAUUUUAAAUGUAACAAAUUUGGUACCAAUUUUUUAUUACUUUGAAAGAAUGUAUAUUUUAAUAUAAAAUGCCAAUGAUUAUAAAAUUACGUAUUUUCAAAAAUGAUUAUUAUUUAGACCUUUGUACAACUUCUAACAAUUUAGUUGAAGCAUCAAAAAGAUUGAAGCAAAUACUGUAAAAGUUACGUUUCUUUAAAUAAUAGAGAAUAUAAAAUAUUUUAAUAAUAGUGAUACGAAUCAUAAAAUAGUUUUGUGGUGAGCAUCUGAUGGUGCUUAAUGAAUUAUUUAUAUUGAAUGGGAUAGUUUGGAUGGAUUUGAUGGAAGUAUUGGGAGUAUUUAAAAGGACGUAAACUCUGGACAUACCUGAUUUUAUGACUGUUUUUUUAAAUAGGUAAUAUAUAAGCAGGGUAAAGCUUCACAUGGUACAGAAGGGUUAACAGUGAGCAUGAAGUCUCUGUCCUGUUCCUCUUCCCUGCCAUGCAGUCCCCCUCCAAGAAGCAAGUACUGAAACUACCUGCUUAUGCAUUAUUUUAGAGACUGGCCACAAAUUUAUAAAAAAGUGUAUAUAUUCCUUUUCCCCUUCACAAAUGGUAACAUACUGCUCACAUUGUUCUGCAUGUUGCUUCUUUUUCCCUGUUUUUUUCCACUUAACCGUAGCUACCUAGAGGUGAAAUUGCUGAGUCAAGACAGUUUUUAGCAAAAUUACACUGGAUAUUACAAACUACCUCUAAAGAAGGUAUAAUAACUGGUAAUCUCACCAUCAAUGCAUGUCUUCUUAUCCUUUGCCAACCUAAUUGAUGCAAAUAUUCUAUUUUUAUUUUUCUUAUGAGUAAGGUGGAUCAUAUUUUCAUGUUAACAGCCAUUGGAAUCUGCUUUACCAUGACCUUUCCUAUUUCUAUUCUUUGCCUAUUUUCCUGUUGGUUGUUGGUCUUUCUUUUGUAUUACGGGAAGGCUUUAGGUAUUAGCUCUUUGUAAGAGAUUCUGCAAAUAUUUUCUUUCCAGUUUGUCAUAGUCCUUUGUCUUGUGACUUUGUUCUGGUAUUUUUUGAUAUGUAGAAACUAUAUUUUCAUGUAAACAGAUUUACAAAUCUUUGUACCCCAUAAAUAUAUACAAUUAUGAUUUGUCAUUUAAAAAUAAUAUUAAUAAAAAAGUU